AUGGUUAUGUUGGAGACGGAGAUGUGGGAUGUUAUAUCGGAGCGGAAUGAGUCCGCUGUCAAGCGAGCAAGCUCCGAAGAGGCAGUUCAAGCUGGUCGGUGCAUAGGGAUCGAGAUCCCCGGUGAAAGAGCGUAUCUGGAAAGGGUAUUUGAGGUACAGGUUGAGGUACCGGAUAAGGAGCUGAUUGCGAGAGGAUGGGAGGGAUCGGAGGGCGCGGAGGAUAUUGAGAUUGAUCCGGACUGGGCUGAGUAG
Aspergillus tanneri is the source of this 252-nucleotide messenger RNA. RefSeq lists its product as uncharacterized. The transcript has a single exon. NCBI's taxonomy places the organism in Eukaryota, Fungi, Ascomycota, Eurotiomycetes, Eurotiales, Aspergillaceae. The record is from RefSeq and is a predicted model, not a curated record. Bases 1 to 252 code for a protein of 83 amino acids.